AUGACAAACCGUCUCUCCAGAUCUGAAAAAGGCAAAUGGGCUGCUGACAAACCAGCCCGCCGCCCUACGGUGGUCAUACCGGAACCAGACUCUACUGCUCUCAUUGAAGCUAAUAAGUUCACCCUCAUAGGUCGAGUAACAAACCCCCAUGUUCAAAAAACUCGAGCCCUGGUAGACUUUUUCCUUCAACAUUGGUCUGUGAUUGGACACUUUACAGGCAGGGAGUUGGGCCCUUACAUGUUUCAAUUCACGUUUGAAUCUGAACGUGACCUGCAAGCCAUACUUAAUAAGGCCCCCUUCCACUUUAAACGUUGGAUGCUCAUCCUUCAAAGAUGGGAGUCUGUGAUCUCCGACGAUUUCCCCUCCUCCAUUUCCUUCUGGGUUAGAGUUCACGGAAUCCCCCUACACUACUGGACGGAGGAAACCCUUCACGCAAUUGGCUCCGAACUUGGAGUGGUGGAGUCUAAAGAUGUGGGGCAAGGAAAAAUUAGGGUCCAUGUCAAUGGAUUAAAACCCCUGGUGAUGUCUAUGGAUAUUACAUUGAAGGGUGGCAACAAGAAGAUGGAAGUGGAUUAUGAGAAGAUAGAGAAACAUUGUUUCCUCUGUCAUUCUUUGACCCAUGAGAAAGAUACAUGUCCUCAAAUGUGUAUUAAUGGCACUUCAGUUGCAGAGACGAGAGGCAUCAAUGAGACAAGAGCCUUGGAAAGCCUAGAUGCUUAUAAGAGAGCUAAAGAUGAUCGUAAGAUGGAUAAGAGGCGCUACUCAUACUCUCAUCGUCGAGAAAAUAUCCCUCAACCCCGCUACCCUCUACAAGGUGAUGGUCAUAGAUUCCAGGAAGGAGACAGACGCCGUUCUCCACCAAGGUCUUAUAACUCUCGACCACACUACUCUAAUGAUAAUAGAGAUAGAUCUAUGCAUCAAGCCAGAGAUGUAAACAGAGAUUCCGGGAGAAGCAAAUCCUCUGGUCUUCGUGUAGAUGGAGUCUCUCAUCGUCUCCCUGCCUCCUAA
Messenger RNA from Brassica oleracea var. oleracea, 1008 nucleotides. RefSeq lists its product as uncharacterized. Lineage: Eukaryota; Viridiplantae; Streptophyta; Magnoliopsida; Brassicales; Brassicaceae. The transcript has a single exon. Bases 1 to 1008 code for a protein of 335 amino acids. The record is from RefSeq and is a predicted model, not a curated record.